AUGUUGCCUCGGGUAGCCGCUGGUGUUCGGCACUCGGCCAGCUGGCCAUUUCGACGACUCCAGCCUGGAUUGAACAGAGCCGAUUGUCCACUAUUAUUUUCGAGCAAGGCUCGCAGCAUUGGUGGCGCAAGAGGUCGACUUGAUUCCACAUUUUUUAAUCGCAAAGUUAGCAACAUAUCUGCUGGCGAGGGACGGAAGAGUGACUCACGCAGGCACUACUAUGCUGUCGGCAUUAGCGUGGCAGUUGUUCUGGCCAUUGUCGGACCACGCUUUGACGAACUGAGAUCUGAAUUUUUAAAUCGUUUCUGGCAAAUAACUCUAACUUCACACUUUGUGCCUCGCGCACCUCCCAUUGCGCAGGUGAAGGAGCCAUCCGACAUAAAACAGGCUAUCUAUCCCGUGCUAGAUCUCGACGCUGCUAAUGCAAAGCUCAAAGCCAGCGAACAAUCGUAUAGCUCUGAUGCAAAUUCUGCUUUUGGGGAGAGCUCCGUAAGCAGAUUUGAUAUCUUGAGACUCCCGAGUAAUUCACCUUGUGAAGAUGAAUUUGCUUUUGAUACCGUCGAUGUUGGCCAAGAGCGGGAUUGGCAAUUUUGGGGCGUUUAUGACGGUCAUGCAGGAUGGGCGACUUCUGCGCUCCUUCGACAUUCCUUGAUUGCCUAUGUCGGUCGUGAAAUAAGAGACUUGAUGACGAUGCAAGGCGGAGUAGCAACACCCGAAGCUAUUGAUGCCGCAAUCACGUCUGCAUUCCUGAGACUCGAUGGCGAGAUCAUAGAUGAUGGUCUCAAAGCUAUGACUGAUUCUCAAACACCCGGAGAAGCUGUCUCAAGAACAGCGCCUGCUCGGGCCGGCUCAUGUGCACUUCUUGCGGUCCAUGACCCAGUUAACUCGAUUUUAAGAGUUGCUUGUGCCGGAGACUCGCGUGCAGUACUUGGCCGUCGACCACCCCCCGGAGGAGAGGGCAGCAAUUGGACAACAAUUGAACUCUCCUCUGACCAAACAGGAUUCAACCCAGACGAAUGCGCACGCCUUGCAGAGAACCACCCUGGAGAGUCUAAAAUAAUCGACCCUAAAUCAGGACGAUUGAUGGGAAUAGCAAUUACGCGAGCAUUUGGCGACCAUCGCUGGAAAUGGCCAACCGCGGCCAUAGAGCGGUUCAGUAAGCAUUUCUUUGGUAGUGGUGUCAGACCACACUAUCAAACCCCUCCUUACAUGACUGCCGAGCCAGUCAUUACAACAACUCAAGUACAGAAGGGAGAUUUUGUUAUUCUCGCAAGUGAUGGCUUUUGGGAUCGCGUCACCAACGAAGAUGCUGUCGGGUGUGUGACUAAAUGGAUCAAUCGCGAGUCAUCAUCGAAGAAAGGUGGAUUAUCAGAAUGGAGCAUCCACAAAUCACAGGGCGUAGGAUUUCCAGAUGGAAAGGUUUCACCUGAUACAUUCGUUGUGGAAGAUGAGAACGUGGCAACACAUUUGGUAAGAAAUGCUCUUGGAGGGAAUCGCAGGGAGCAUUUCUGCGGUGAGCUGAGCCUGCAAAGCCCUGAUUCUCGAUAUGAGAGGGAUGAUAUCACUGUUCAGGUUAUAUUCUUUGGAGACGUGGGGAGGGCCCAAAGGGCACGUGUCUAG
Messenger RNA from Talaromyces rugulosus, 1620 nucleotides. RefSeq lists its product as uncharacterized. The transcript is spliced from 2 exons. NCBI's taxonomy places the organism in Eukaryota, Fungi, Ascomycota, Eurotiomycetes, Eurotiales, Trichocomaceae. Gene Ontology annotation, molecular function: protein serine/threonine phosphatase activity. Gene Ontology annotation, biological process: protein dephosphorylation. The record is from RefSeq and is a predicted model, not a curated record. Bases 1 to 1620 code for a protein of 539 amino acids.